Molecule: messenger RNA, 1047 nt
Organism: Peromyscus maniculatus bairdii (prairie deer mouse)
Lineage: Eukaryota; Metazoa; Chordata; Mammalia; Rodentia; Cricetidae
Product: olfactory receptor 4A5-like
Biological process (GO): G protein-coupled receptor signaling pathway
Cellular component (GO): membrane
Molecular function (GO): olfactory receptor activity; G protein-coupled receptor activity
Source: RefSeq, a predicted model, not a curated record
UGGAAUGGAAGUGUAGAUUUUGAUCACAAUUAAUGUCAUAUCCUGUUCUCAUGAACGGAUAUCUCUGAAACAAACUUUAUGGAAGAAUAAAUGGGACAGAAAAGCAACGUUACAGAGUUUAUCCUGCUGGGUCUCACUCAGGAUCCUGCUGGUCAAAAAGCAUUGUUUGUCAUGUUUUUACUCAUCUACAUUGUGACGAUGGUGGGCAACCUGCUCAUUGUGGGGACAGUGAUUGCCAGCCCUUCCUUGGACUCUCCAAUGUACUUCUUUCUUGCUUUUCUGUCACUCAUGGAUGCUGUUUAUUCUACUGCCAUCUUGCCCAAGUUGCUUACAGACUUAGUUUGUGAAAAAAAGACCAUCUCUUUCACAGCUUGUCUGGUUCAGCUUUUUGUGGAGCACUUAUUUGGUGGUGCUGAGGUCUUCAUUUUGGUGGCGAUGGCCUAUGAUCGCUAUGUGGCCAUCUGUAAGCCACUGCACUAUUUGACCAUCAUGAAUCGACAGGUUUGCGUUCUCUUGCUUUUGGCCUCCUGGGCUGGAGGAUUGGCUCAUGCUCUGCUUCAAGUUAUCUCUGUUUAUAUACUUCCUUUUUGUGGACCCAAUGUCAUUGACCACUUUGCUUGUGACAUGUACCCAUUAUUAGGCCUUGCAUGCACUGACACCUACUUCCUUGGCCUCACUGUUGUUGGAAAUAAUGGAGCAAUGUCUGUAGUGGUCUUUAUCCUUCUCCUUGGCUCAUAUGGAAUCAUUCUGAACUCUCUUAAGACUCACAGUCAGGAAGGGAGACGUAAAGCCCUGUCCACUUGCAGCUCCCAUGUCAUGGUGGUUGUCCUCUUCUUUGUUCCCUGCAUUUUCAUGUAUGUUAGACCUGUCUCCAACUUUCCUAUUGAUAAAUAUAUUACUGUAUUUUAUACAAUUUUCACUCCCAUGUUGAAUCCUUUAAUAUACACUCUGAGAAACCUUGAGAUUAAAAAUGCCAUGGCAAAGCUAUGGAGUAACAUGUUCACUACAGACAUAAUAAGAAUUUCUCCUCACUAAACAUGCUACUAA